Messenger RNA from Oncorhynchus gorbuscha (pink salmon), 3279 nucleotides. It is a transcript of the gene tmem169b, whose product is annotated as transmembrane protein 169b. The record is from RefSeq and is a predicted model, not a curated record. Lineage: Eukaryota; Metazoa; Chordata; Actinopteri; Salmoniformes; Salmonidae. Bases 1536 to 2453 code for a protein of 305 amino acids. The transcript is spliced from 3 exons.
CUUGGUCUACAGCUUAUCAUGAGAUACUUUACCUCAGGCGAGCAGAACCUCCACUUCCUUAGAUAUCGUUCACCAGCUGUUGUUUACAAAUAUACAUAGAAAGCCACCCCUUGUCUAACCAGAUGCUGCUGUUCUGUCAUGCCGAUAGAGUGUAUAACCCACCAGUUGUAUGUUAUUCAUGUUGUCAUCCAGCCACAACUCAGUUGUGACAGUUUUUAAUGUCCCGUUGGUAGGAUAUAUGUGCUUUUCGUUCGUCCAAUUUAUUAUCCAGUGAUUGCAUGCUGGCCAAUGGAACGGAUGGCAACGGCAGAUUAGCCACUUGUCAGUGGAUCCUCAGAAGGCAACCCAUCUCUUUCCGCGAUGGUGCUGUCCUCGUGCCUUUUUGUUUAAUCACUCCACGUUGGGUCAUGUCAAGAACAGCCCUAAGCACCGUACCCCAUCAUGUCUUAUUGCUUAUUCAGAGCAGUAAAAUUAGUUAAAUCAUCCACUGAUAGAAAAUUAUCUGGGCAGUUUAAUAAGGGCAAAUGAUAUUUUCUCUUGCGACAUAAUCAAAGUAGUUUAUUAAGUCAUGUCUUAGUUCGCAAUAAUUAUUAUUUUGAUGUAAACCAAAUUUUGCGUUACAAGUUACGUCGGUAAUUACAAGUUACGAUAUUCCUUCUUUAUUGGCUCGGUAAAAUUAUGGGAUAAUUGUUUAUUGUAUAAAUGUGGCAACUCCUCUCUUCCCGUGAAAAAAAAUAUGUUUAUUUUUAGUCCUUUUGUGCUGGUUUUGUACGGUCAAUGGGAUACAAAUGUUGUGGUCCUGGCAACCCUGCCUACAUCGGUGAACAGCGUAGUGGUGUGGAACCAACGUCAAUCGAAGGGGUGUCGGAUAAAAUAACUACACACGAAAAUAACACAACUACUAUACCUCAGUUUCGGUGGUAAACCAUUUUAAGUGCUUUCCUCCUGGGAAUACCUGCUCUCACACAGAAUGGACACAUGUAGGCAGCAUUGUUUCCCAAGUGAUCAUUAGUCCCAUGCCAGUCAGGAGGUAAGGCCCAGAGAGGUGCCCCAGUCAGGAGGUAAGGCCCAGAGAGGUGCCCCAGUCAGGAGGUAAGGCCCAGAGAGGUGCCCCAGUCAGGAGGUAAGGCCCAGAGAGGUGCCCCAGUCAGGAGGUAAGGCCCAGAGAGGUGCCCCAGUCAGGAGGUAAGGCCCAGAGAGGUGCCCCAGUCAGGAGGUAAGGCCCAGAGAGGUGCCCCAGUCAGGAGGUAAGGCCCAGAGAGGUGCCCCAGUCAGGAGGUAAGGCCCAGAGAGGUGCCCCAGUCAGGAGGUAAGGCCCAGAGAGGUGCCCCAGUCAGGAGGUAAGGCCCAGAGAGGUGCCCCAGUCAGGAGGUAAGGCCCAGAGAGGUGCCCCAGUCAGGAGGUAAGGCCCAGAGAGGUGUCCCAGUCAGGAGGUAAGGCCCAGAGAGGUGUCCCAGUCAGGAGGUAAGGCCCAGAGAGGUGCCCCAGUCAGGAGGUAAGGCCCAAAGAGGUGUCUUUCCCCUUAGCCAGUCAGUAUGGCCCAGGCGGAGGCCCAGCCCAGUGGGGAUAACAGCCCCCAGCUCAUCUCCCUCCAGUCGGAGAGGUCAGAGGCAUCAGGGAACCACGCAGAGGUGGGCUCCGCCAACCGGAGGAAGAGGAGGAGGAAGGAGCCCAGACCCGAGUCCAUCAUUGUGUAUCGCUCAGACAAUGAGAGGGGGCCCGGGGAGGAGCAGGUGGGAGAGGAGGGAGGUGCUGAGAGGAGCACCGAGGAGGGGGCCAAGUUCCUCAACACACCCACCGGCGAAGGAGGCUGGAGCGACAGGAGCAUGCCCCCGGACAGCCGUUAUGUGACCUUGACCGGCACUAUCACCAGGGGGAAGAAGAAGGGUCAGGUGGUAGACAUCCACGUUACUCUAACAGAGAGAGAACUCCGGGACAUGGCCCUCUCUAAAGAACGUCUGGAUGCCGAGUGUGAGAGGGGGCAGGGAUCCAAGUGUUCCUGUGGCUUGGGGUUCUUUCAGGGCCCCCAUGUGAUCCUCUGGAGCCUAUUGUGUGCUCCCCUGGUGUUCCUUAUUGCCUUCAUCACGUCAUUUUACUAUGGAACGCUCACCUGGUACAACGUGUUCCUGGUCUACAACGAGGAGAGAACAUUCUGGCACAAGAUUACCAUCUGCCCCUUCCUCAUCAUCUUCUACCCCAUGCUGAUCAUGCCCAUGGCCCUGUCCCUGGCUCUGUACUCCACCCUGGCGCAGGUCUCCUGGGUCUUUAGUGAGUGGUGGCUGUCUGUCCGCGACCUGGAGAAGGGGUUUUGUGGCUGGGCCUGUGGGAAGCUGGGGCUGGAGGACUGUUCUCCAUAUAGUAUCGUGGAGCUGCUGGACUCUGACAACUUCUCAGGAAGCAUGCAAGGGAAUAACAAGGCCCCCGGCGAGGAUGCUCAGACAUCCUCUGUGUGAGACUGGGUUGUAUUCAUUAGGAAGCAAACGGGUCGAAAACGGCUUAGAACGACCUGAACUUAUCCGUUAAUAAGAAACACUUUUUGCAACGGUGUACCACUAAUGAAUAUAACCCUGGACUGGCAUCAUGGACACAAACACACAAACUGGCAUAGUUGUCAUACUUUCACAUUUUUCGAUACCAUCAAAAAAGCCGGUUAUUGUUUUUAACUUACACUUCUUACUAAUUUAUCUAACCUCGCAUUCUUACUGGUUGUUAUUGAAGUGAACUCCGUGUUUACUGGGCCAAUCACCAUGUUGUUAUGUUUAAAAUGGUCUUAUUUAUUUGAAUAUUUCAACCACUAGCUAGUUUAGUUGUAAGUGUUGUCAAUGGAUGUUUUGUAUCAUAGGACGGGCUAUUCAAAUAUGUUUAAAUUAAAUAUACUGCAACAUGAGGGUCGCUACAAUACUGCCUAAAGUUUACUGUAGGGAGGAUCAAACACAAGACCUAUCUAUCAAACAUAUUGAUAGAUUUCUGUUGAAAAACUGUUGCACUGAAAUCCUCGAUAGGACAGGCAGGAAGUGACCUUUUAUAUCUAAUGUACUGUACCCGCAUGAAGUAAUACUUGACCUACUGUGGCAGGGUGGAAGGAACUCUGGGGUGUUCAUUCAGCAGACAAGAAUGUAGAAUUAAGUUUUGAAGGAUCUAAAAAGGAUUUUGGUCUGUACCUCUGUUCUCUAUAUAAAGGUUCACCUGUGUGUGGUGGUCACUCACUCUUCACAUCAUGUUUGUUGCUCACCAUGAGAUAAAAUGUAUGGAAAUAAAACCUGAAUCAUUUUCACAGUU